This is a messenger RNA of Schistosoma haematobium, 5471 nucleotides long. It is a transcript of the gene AMBRA1, whose product is annotated as WD domain, G-beta repeat. Gene Ontology annotation, molecular function: protein binding. Gene Ontology annotation, biological process: autophagy. The record is from RefSeq and is a predicted model, not a curated record. Bases 1 to 3852 code for a protein of 1283 amino acids. The transcript is spliced from 9 exons. Gene Ontology annotation, cellular component: intracellular membrane-bounded organelle. Lineage: Eukaryota; Metazoa; Platyhelminthes; Trematoda; Strigeidida; Schistosomatidae.
AUGUUUUGCAGUCAUACUAUUCAGAAAAGUUUCGUGGAAUUAAAAUCGUUUGUGGACUAUACAAAUCGAAGAGAAUUCGGUAAGACUGCAUGUCACGAACAUCAGAGCGUUUCGGACAAGCUCACGGCCCAGCGAUCUACUAAAGCUCUAAUAGCUGACACACCAGUCAAUUGUCGCUCUGUCUAUCUACUUCGACUUAAUUGUUCCGGCCGACUUGUUGCUGCGGCACACGGAGAUCGCUCUGUUUGUGUUUAUUGCGCUUCCACUGGCCGACUACUGUUAAAAUGCAUUGGUCAUGAAAAAUCUCCUUGGACACUAACUUUUCAUCCAACACAACCCUUCUUGCUUGCGAGUGGAUGCCUUGGUGGCAAUGUACGGCUUUGGAAUUUAGAGCAUUUGGCAGUACUUGGUGAUGAAAAAAUCGAGGGCAUUGUGGAACUAUCAUCUGUAUGCGUUUGGAAGCACACGGGUGCAAUCGCAUCCCUUACUUUCCAUCCAGUUCAUCCCAUAUUAGUAGCAGCAUGGACUCAAGAAGUGGUCUUUUAUGAUUGGGUAUCUGGCCGGAUACUUUCGGCAUGGCGAUUUGUAUCAAAUCAUUCACGCGUAAGAUGGGUGAAAUUCGCCCCUGAUGGAACAGUCUUAUACACAGCAACCGCCAAUCCAUCCAACAAUGAAUCAGUUUAUGUACAUAAGCAAUCUGAUCAACCAGUGGUUAGGAGCCCAACAAAAGUAGUAGCUACCAAAUACCCGAAAGAACCAUCUUAUAUCCAAGUGGAUCAUGAUGGCGUCAAUGUAACUCCCGAAGCCUCAUGUGAUCUCACAGUACCUCGUGAUACUCUUUUAGAAUAUCUUGUCAAUUGUUCUGAUUCCUGGUUUCAAAGUCUCGGUAUAUGUUCCGUUUGUUCGGUUCGUUUAUGUCGGUGGGCUGGAACUCUCGGACCUAAAUUCCCAGCAACGACGACAGAUAUUCGCCUUGGGAUGUCUGUGGCACAACAAGCCGCAGCUAUUAUGGCCACCAGUACUUCGUCCAACAUGAUACCAUCACAUGUCCAACAUCUACUGAACCUGACAAAUCCCAAUAAUCGUUCUGAAGUGUAUGAGCGUCUCUGUCGUGAUGCUAACCCAGCUGCCGUAGCCAUAAUUGAAGAUAUGCCAGUUCAUGAAUUCCUUCGCUCAAGAGGCAACUACUGUCAAUCCCCAUGGGUUGCAAUCUCGAAUAACGGUGUAUGUUGUGGUGGUCAUGCUUGUGAUUUGGUGAUUACUCAUCGCGAGUUAAUGCGUCAUUCUUUAUGUCGACCUUGCCUCUCCUCGUUUUGGUCUUGGGCUAACAAACAUAUUGCUUGGUGGCGUUGGUCGUUUUCUACAAAUGAUGAACAAUCUCUAAAUUCUACGUCAAAUGCUAGCAGUACAGCAGGUUGUGUACCAACUCGUAUAUCCUUUGGAAAAACGAAUAAUGCGGAAAAGUCUUCUGAUAUUGAGCCUCCUGUUGGCAUUUGCAUCCAGUGUCAAGCUAAAAUGUCCUUACAGUUACAAUCAUCACCCAGUGUGUCACUGACAUGUAACCAAUCUCCCGUUUUAUCUCAUGGAGCUGGUUCUGAACUUAAGGAAUCCGACGUCCUGUCAGUUAAUGGAAAAACCUCUAAAUCUCUCCGCUUAAUGCCGCUUGCAGCUUUGGAUCUUUUGCGUUCAAGGUUAAGUAAUGCUCAUGAAGUUACUCCAGUAACUUAUGUAGCCACCGACUUAAUCAACGAUUUUGUUUUCAGUCAACACAUCAAAAAACUGUUAAUCAAUGGCAGUGAUUCCGAUCUCAAUUUAUCUCAUACCCUGUGGGACUCAAAUAUUACUAUACCUUACAAUCAGGUGGGACAGAUAGUCGUGUGUGCCUCUUCUUCAUCUAAGCGUCGAAAAAUGGAUAAUCAAUUUCAGAACAAAAUACUUUUUAGUCAGUGUGGUAGUCAAUUAUCUUUUGACAAUAGCUCAAUUUUAAAGCCCGUGCUCAUGGAUUCUGAUCCAAAAGAUGAAUUAUUUGGAUCUAAACUUCCGAACACUCUUCUAACGUGUAAAUAUCGUUUGCCGCAGGAGGCCUCUGAUUUGGGCGCAUACACGCGCGACAACCCUGAUAACAAUUGGAAUUAUCCACGUCCUGCUACCGUUCACUACACUUCUAGUGUCAUACCUUGGAUGUCAUCGUCGAUUUUCCCGUACGUCCAGACUGGAGCUUCUCUGUUAAGAUCUCCCCGCCAACUUACCGAUUCUCUUUCGGAAUCCACUAUUGUGGAUCAAAUUUCAGGGUUGUCAACUUCUAACAAAGUCUCUAUGAACGAUACACAGCAUGUCGACAGUUGUGAAACUGAUCCAUGUGAAGGACCCAACCGAAGUUCAAUGACUGCAUGUUGCCGUUGUGGCCGUAUUGUUCUUCAGACAUUUCCCGUUGAUCCACACUCUAAUAUCAGUGCAGUUGUUUGUGAAAAGUUAAUUUAUUCUGAAAAUCGGUACUUAACUCCUAGUUCCCAGAAAGCUCAUGGUAACAUUCAUUCACAAUGUUCAUCUAACCAAGAUCCCCAUACUCCCACAAAUCAUCCUUCUUAUCAGUUUGACUUAUCGUCAUUGAACUCUUGUCCGUCUGGUUCUACUUCUCUGUCUAACCGAUUCAGAAACGUGGAGGCUAGAAAGUCGGAAACUGCUGAAAGAUCGGUGAAUGCCGUGCUUCAUCUGAUUGACCAAACAGGAAAUAAUUCUGUUUUAAAUGCAGUGAAUCGCAGUAUAACUGAAGUCAUAACAGGUCUCUUUGUUGAUAUGGGUGAAUAUGGAUCCGCCUCUAGUCUUCAAGAUGUUACACAUCGUAUUUGUCGGUGGGAACUAAGUUUAUGCAGUCCUAUCUAUAAUACUCCUUAUUUGUCUUCAUCUGGUGAACGUGAUUCAACAAGAAGUGUGUGCUUGCCCAUGCCAACCAACGUUGCUGUAUCAUAUAACAAUAAUAGUCUUGUUGUUCCUCACGCUCGUUUGUUUAAUGAUUCAUCUGUCUGUCUCUCACCAGAUGGACGCCUUCUUGCUGCAUUUGUUAUUCCUCGAGAAACAUCGUGCUAUACAUUACAGUCAUCUCAGUCUUCCGCUUUACUCGGUACACUUCUCGCUGUGUAUCGUCUGCAACCAGAACAUAACCGUGGUCAGUGUCUGUUCGCUCGCCGCUUCACCUCAUCUAGUCCUGUAUGUGUUGACUUCAGUCCUUUAGGAGGUUUUUUGGCAGUCGGGUUAGCAACUACACGCAUACCUUCGGAACCAUUCUCUACCACGAGUGAGUCGUCUACACAAGAAAGUCUUUUAAGAUAUGGUAGUUCUUCAUCGCUCCAGGACCAUUCAGACCUCCGUCAGCCAAACGUGAAAUGUUCGUGCCAAAGACAAUCCUCUGUCGCAUGCGUUUUCCACCUUCAACGUUCCAAAACACAGAAGGGUCAAAUUCGUCGGAGCCUGCGUGAUAUUCAAAAUAUCAAACAUCCUGCACUUUUGGAUCCUGUCUCAUCAAGAUAUCUUGAAUUAUCUAGUCCAUCUUCAGAAAAAUUAGAUCGCUGGCACCGGUUAUUACUUUCAGCUCAAAGUGGAAUCUCUUUAAAUACCAUUGUUUGGAAUGCCAAUGGCAGCAUUCUUUACGGUACUACCAAAGGUCUCAUCGUAAUUUCUCAUGGAAAUCAAUCUUCUUCCGUAUCAAUUCUACCACUCCGUUGUACCAAGUCACAUAUGCAGUCUGUGAACGACUGCGAAGUUUCUUAUAGAAGAAAACACUUUAUAAAUCAAGCACAAACUAUUACUAGUUCCUCUAACUUUUCCGUUCCUCAGUCUCGUGCUGUAAUUUAAAUACUGACUUUUUAAAUCUAUGUAUAUUUAGGUUUACUGUGCAUUUAGUUUAUCUUAAUUUUUGCUCAUUUUACUGGUAAACCCAUCUGUAAUCAUAUUUCUACUGGAUUUAAACAAAAACAGACGCUUUAUGGCGAUUCCAAUCCCACAUUCAGAGUACCUAUCUUAAUUUUCUAUCUGGAAACCGGUAGUGAUUAAAAUAAAAGUUUAUUUUUUAUAACUCCGUUCCAUUUUUUUUAAAAUAUUUAAGUUUAUUAUACUACAGUUCAUAUAGUGUUGUUUUCUCACUAUGUAAAACAGAUUUCCACUAAAUCGAUCAUGUUUGUUUAUAAACCUGCUCACUGACUAUUCAGGAAUUGUUUGUUCACUAUAUUGUACGAUUUUAACUAUUUUCCCACUUGCGUUUUACCAAAAGCAAAGAUAUUUUGUUUGAUACUAAUCGUUUCAUUUUUGUUACGCAGAAAGUUAAUAUUUAUGUUAGAACUUGUUAUUAUGUGAAAGGUUUACUUCCUUGUGUUUGUUUUCUUCUUUUGUAUAAUCUACCUCAGCUAUGUCCCAGUGAUCUUUAAUGUUACUAACUCGGUUUUACUUUUAUUUUGAAAUUCUAACUCAUUUCUUAUUAAAAAUAUAUAUUUCCGGUUUGAGUUUUAUCUGGUCUCUUUUUUUAUUCAUAAACUUAUUUUCUUUAAUUGAGAUUACAAAGUAUCUAUGAUGAAUGUGCAACACAGUGAAUUCUUUUAAGUUUAUGUAAACUACAAGUAACUUCAGUUAUGUAGAUACUUCUAGUUGUUUCCAAUUGUUUUCCAUCGAAGUCAGUUCUAAACCUUGUAAGUUAAUCGUACCUAUUGUUAUAUUUUCUCUCAUACAACAGUGAAAAAACGGGAUAAGUCACCACUCAUUUAUUUUAUCACAUAUUCUUGCUAGUAGCUUUACGAUUUUACAGGACAUAUAUAUCUUUUUAGCUUACUCAUUUCGUUAUUCUUCUAUUCGACAUUUUUUAUUAUUAUCAUUUGAUGGUGGUUAGUGCUUUCCAUAAAAUAUCUACAGUAUCCAAUUUAUUCAUUGAUCUCGGAAGCUAAAAAUAUCAAAAACACUUAUUCGUCCUGUGUAUGCCUGAACACCGAUUACCACGACGUGCAAUGCUAACCGGUGUUGGAGAUGGUUGGAAGAAAGUUAGGGGCGGCCAAACCAAAACGUGGCAUCAGUACUUGAAGUCACUAACUUCUGAUCUGAGCCAUGUUGGUAGAUGCAGACAACUUGGUUGGGGUCCGCGUGACUAUUGUAUCCAAUGGUUGGAGACUCUGGGUGAUAUGGCUCAUAAUCGACCACAACGCCGUAGGUGUAUACACUCUGUCUUCCCUUAAACUAAGAGAUUAAAAUUGCUUCAUAUCUUUCUUUUUACCAACUGAUUAUUUCUUCCCGUUAUACGUUCUUAUAUGCAAUCUUUCUUUUAUAUAAUACCACCUCUGAAUUAACUACUUUUAUGAAUCCGGUGUCCAUCUUGUUGUGUUAAUGAGGUAUGGCAACUUGGACCUAUGCAUAAAUGUGCCUGAUCCUACAUUGUAGCUGACUGACUGAGUUGCUAGUUAUUCAGAUGAUCAUAGGUACCCAUCACGGAG